Monopterus albus (swamp eel) is the source of this 1268-nucleotide messenger RNA. RefSeq names its product TAF11 RNA polymerase II, TATA box binding protein (TBP)-associated factor (gene taf11). The transcript has 6 exons. Gene Ontology annotation, cellular component: transcription factor TFIID complex; nucleus. Lineage: Eukaryota; Metazoa; Chordata; Actinopteri; Synbranchiformes; Synbranchidae. Gene Ontology annotation, biological process: transcription initiation at RNA polymerase II promoter; RNA polymerase II preinitiation complex assembly. Gene Ontology annotation, molecular function: RNA polymerase II general transcription initiation factor activity; protein heterodimerization activity. The coding region runs from base 341 to 958 and encodes 205 amino acids. The record is from RefSeq and is a predicted model, not a curated record.
CCGCCAUUAAUAAACAGAAGAAGAAGAAGACGAAGACGACGACGAUAUAGCGGAAGGGCAUUUUGGGUAUUAUGCUAUCGAAAACUAGCAUUUGCUGCUAUCAUUCAUCGUCACAUAAGGAGGCUUAAGUGUAAUUCACAGUGUGUCAGUGUUAGUUUUUUGUGUUUACUAAAGCAAGCGAUAUAAAUGCGUCAUGUUAGCCGCUUGGCUAGCUAGUAUCAGUUACUAAGCUUUCGUUAGCGCCCCUCCACUGUAGUUUGGAGCAGCUGCUUUAUUGACGCCUGGCUGCAGAGAAGUUUUGCAGAAGCUGUCAGCCAGUGUUAGAAGGACUGAGUUGAUUAUGGCCGACCCUGCACGGAUCAAAGCUGAAGAUACACCCGAGAGGAUAAAGUCUGUUACCGAGGGCAAUCUUAAACCAGAACAAACUGAAGAUGUGUCUGCCCCAGAAAAACCUAAGGAUGAAAAUAUACAAUUGUCCUCGCAAGAUCUGCCCAAACAGGAAGUUAAACCUGAAACUGCAGCCCGAGAAGAUGAGGAAGAAGGGACCUCUGGCCAACCUCCUUCCAAAAGACUGAAGGUCGAACCCGAGAAGAAGAAGGAGAAACGCCAUAAGGUUGACGAGGAUGAAAUACAAAAGAUGCAGGUUUUGGUAUCAUCCUUUUCUGAAGAGCAGCUGAAUCGCUAUGAGAUGUACAGACGUUCUGCCUUCCCCAAGGCUGCUAUUAAGAGGCUGAUCCAGUCCAUAACAGGAUCAUCAGUGUCUCAGAAUGUAGUGAUCGCCAUGUCUGGUAUUGCCAAAGUUUUUGCUGGGGAAAUUGUUGAGGAAGCACUGGAUGUUUGUGAGAAGUGGGGAGAUACGCCACCUCUUCAACCCAAACAUAUGAGGGAAGCAGUGAGGAGACUAAAGAGCCGAGAUCAAAUUCCCAACACCAAGUACAAGCACACUGUCUUUCACUGAUGCACCUGUGUUUGAGAUUGUAUGGGGACGAUGGAGAGAAGACUGUCUGUGAUGGAGAGAUGUCGUGCUGUCAUGUGAUUAACUUCGGUCAAGGCAACCAUACUGCAGCCAAACAUGAAUAACCAAGCUCAGCACUGACUGUAGUAUUGCAGCUGUGAUAUAAAAUCCCAUCUGCUGCAUGGAAUGGAAAAUAGACCUGCCAUUUAAAGUAAAUGCUUAGUGGAACACACUGAACAAAUGGUGUAAAAUUACAUUCAUGUGUUAGGGUUGUAAAUAGCUUUAUACUUGAAUAAACUGAAGUGUUCUAGUG